AUGGCUCAUGAGGAUCCAAAUCUCCCAAAGCCGCCAUGUUUGAGUACCUUCCUCCCUUAUCCGUUUAAUGCUCGUGUGGAUAGUAAGACUGGGUUUGUGUGCAUUGGGAAUACAGAGAAUGGUUUUGAACAGUGCGUGGGAGAGAUACCAGGUCCUGCUUCGAGAGUCCGCUACGCACGUGAGGAUCCAAGUCUCCCCAAGCCGUGGAAAGGUCUUGUGGAUAUUAGCAGCAAUCCUAAAGAGCGCAACAGAUGCUACCAAGGAUUCACGAGCCUUAGAUUUUGUUCACAUGAUAAGUUGUCUUCAAUACAAAAACUAGACUUUGAAGAGUUUUGUGCAUCAGCAUUAAGCGUUUAUCAGCUGGAAGCAAUGGAAACAUGGGAGCAACACGCACGCCGUGCUUACGAGUUGUUUGAGAAGGACAGGAACAGACCAAUCAUGAUUGAGGAACUUGCAUCGAUAUUUAAAUGUUAA
Microthlaspi erraticum is the source of this 474-nucleotide messenger RNA. Lineage: Eukaryota; Viridiplantae; Streptophyta; Magnoliopsida; Brassicales; Brassicaceae. The record is from the annotation of a GenBank genome assembly.